Momordica charantia (bitter melon) is the source of this 2799-nucleotide messenger RNA. It is a transcript of the gene SCO1, whose product is annotated as Translation elongation factor EFG/EF2 protein. Gene Ontology annotation, molecular function: GTPase activity; translation elongation factor activity; GTP binding. Lineage: Eukaryota; Viridiplantae; Streptophyta; Magnoliopsida; Cucurbitales; Cucurbitaceae. Gene Ontology annotation, biological process: ribosome disassembly; translational elongation. The record is from RefSeq and is a predicted model, not a curated record. Gene Ontology annotation, cellular component: chloroplast.
UUCUAAAAUUCAGAAUUUGGAGAUGUUAUCUACUGGUUGUAAUCCGAAGAAAACUUAGCCGCUCACUUUCACGAACUCAGAAACUCCACCGUUCUCUGCUCUGUUCCAAAUCUCCGAGAGAGAGAGCGGAGAAAUCGGAAGACGAUAAUGGCGGCAGAGUCUGUGAGAGCGGCUUCUUCAGUCUGCAAUUUCAAUGGCUCUCAGAGAAGGCCCACAACGCCUCUCCCUCGAACUCCCUUUCUCCUUCGUUCUUCCCGACCCUCUUCUUCCUUUUCUCUGUCUUCGCGCUCCCAAUUCUUUGGAACAAAUCUUCGUUUCAGCUCAUUGGCUUCGUCCCAGCUCUGUAAUUCACGCCACCAGAACAGACGCAACCUCUCUGUCUUUGCCAUGGCCGCCGAAGAUGGAAAGCGCUCGGUCCCGCUUGAAGAUUAUAGGAACAUUGGAAUUAUGGCUCACAUUGAUGCCGGUAAGACGACUACCACCGAACGUAUUCUAUACUACACAGGAAGGAACUACAAGAUAGGGGAAGUGCAUGAGGGAACAGCUACAAUGGACUGGAUGGAGCAAGAACAAGAAAGAGGAAUUACCAUUACUUCUGCUGCAACUACGACAUUUUGGAACAAACACCGGAUCAAUAUUAUUGAUACUCCGGGUCAUGUUGAUUUUACCCUUGAGGUGGAGCGGGCUCUUAGAGUAUUGGAUGGAGCGAUAUGCCUAUUCGACAGUGUUGCUGGAGUUGAACCGCAAUCUGAGACUGUGUGGAGGCAGGCUGACAAGUAUGGAGUGCCCAGAAUUUGCUUCGUCAACAAAAUGGAUCGCCUCGGAGCAAACUUUUUCCGAACAAGAGACAUGAUUGUGACGAAUCUGGGUGCUAAGCCGCUUGUUAUCCAAUUACCGAUUGGCUCUGAAGAUAAUUUUAAGGGUGUUAUUGAUCUCGUGAGGAUGAAAGCUAUUGUUUGGUCAGGAGAAGAGUUGGGUGCAAAGUUUGCUUAUGAAGAUAUUCCAGAAGACCUUCAGAAACUCGCUGAAGACUAUCGGGCGCAGAUGAUUGAAACUAUUGUUGACUUGGACGAUCAAGUCAUGGAGAACUAUUUAGAAGGAAUUGAACCUGAUGAGCCUACCAUUAAGAAACUGAUUCGGAAGGGGACAAUAUCUGCUUCUUUUGUUCCUGUAUUGUGUGGCUCAGCUUUCAAAAACAAAGGGGUUCAACCAUUACUUGACGCUGUUGUGGAUUAUUUGCCUUCACCGGUUGACUUGCCGCCCAUGAAGGGAACCGAUCCGGAGAACCCUGAAGUGACAGUUGAGAGGGCUGCCAGUGAUGAUGAACCAUUUUCUGGACUAGCUUUCAAGAUCAUGAGCGAUUCAUUUGUAGGAUCCCUAACAUUUGUGAGAGUAUAUGCCGGGAAACUCUCUGCAGGAUCUUACGUAUUGAACUCGAGCAAAGGAAAGAAAGAGAGGAUUGGUAGACUUCUAGAAAUGCAUGCAAACAGCAGAGAGGAUGUAAAGGUAGCCCUUGCAGGGGAUAUUGUCGCUCUAGCCGGUCUCAAGGACACCAUUACUGGUGAAACCCUGUGCGACCCGGAGAAUCCUAUCGUACUUGAAAGGAUGGACUUCCCUGAUCCUGUAAUUAAGGUUGCGAUCGAGCCCAAAACUAAAGCUGAUGUCGAUAAGAUGGCGACUGGUUUGAUUAAGCUGGCUCAAGAAGACCCUUCGUUCCACUUCUCGCGGGAUGAAGAGAUCAACCAGACUGUGAUUGAAGGCAUGGGAGAGUUGCAUCUUGAAAUCAUUGUUGACAGACUCAAGAGGGAAUUUAAGGUUGAAGCUAAUGUGGGUGCACCGCAAGUAAACUACAGAGAGAGUAUUUCGAAAAUUUCUGAAGUGAAGUAUGUGCACAAGAAACAAUCUGGUGGUCAAGGACAGUUUGCUGACAUUACCGUGCGGUUCGAACCGAUGGAUGCAGGAAGUGGAUACGAGUUCAAAAGUGAAAUCAAAGGAGGAGCAGUGCCAAAAGAAUACAUUCCGGGAGUGGUGAAGGGAUUGGAAGAGUGUAUGAGCAAUGGUGUUCUGGCUGGCUUUCCCGUGGUUGACGUUCGCGCUGUGCUAGUCGAUGGUUCGUACCAUGAUGUAGAUUCAAGCGUCUUGGCCUUUCAACUUGCAGCCCGGGGAGCUUUCAGGGAAGGGAUGAGGAAAGCAGGUCCUAGAAUGCUCGAACCAGUCAUGAAAGUCGAAGUUGUCACCCCUGAGGAGCAUCUCGGAGACGUAAUUGGAGACCUCAACUCCAGGAGAGGCCAGAUAAACAGCUUUGGUGACAAGCCCGGCGGUCUCAAGGUCGUGGACGCGCUGGUUCCUCUGGCCGAGAUGUUCCAAUACGUCAGUACGCUAAGAGGGAUGACAAAAGGCAGAGCCUCAUACACAAUGCAGUUAGCCAAGUUUGAAGUUGUCCCUCAGCACAUCCAGAACGAGCUGGCUGCCAAGGAGCAAGAAGUUGCGGCUUGAUUUUGGUUCCUGUUUUGAAAAAACCUGCGAUUCUUUGUCUGUUGGAUGAGGGGUUUGGUGUUCUAUUAGCUAUUUUUAUGCCAUGUUUGUGCAAGGAUUGGUGUUCUUGGAUGGAAGAUCUGAAGCGACAUACAACAACAACGUUUAAAUGUCUCUAACAUUAAGCCCUCCUACAAAGGUGUAAUUAUUCAAAUACUUGGCUGUUGAUUUGUUAAAUCCGACCCAAAUGCGAACAAUUUUGAAUGUAAUAAUUAAUUUCUUCAUAACAAGCAAGAAUGGCCAUUUAUAUCCUUCUUGGAAGAA